Paramisgurnus dabryanus is the source of this 1179-nucleotide messenger RNA. It is a transcript of the gene rab38c, whose product is annotated as RAB38c, member of RAS oncogene family. Lineage: Eukaryota; Metazoa; Chordata; Actinopteri; Cypriniformes; Cobitidae. Gene Ontology annotation, biological process: phagosome-lysosome fusion; endosome to lysosome transport. Gene Ontology annotation, cellular component: late endosome; phagocytic vesicle; lysosome. The record is from RefSeq and is a predicted model, not a curated record. Gene Ontology annotation, molecular function: GTP binding; GTPase activity.
GUCAAUAAUCAAACGAUACGUGCAUCAGAUAUUUUCGCAGCAUUAUCGCGCAACUAUUGGUGUGGAUUUUGCUCUUAAAGUCCUGCAGUGGGAUGACCAGACUGUGAUCCGGCUUCAGCUAUGGGACAUAGCAGGACAGGAGCGCUAUGGGAACAUGACACGAAUUUACUAUCGGGAGGCCGUGGGAGCUCUCAUAGUAUUUGACGUGACCAGAGCCUCCACAUUUGAAGCAGUGCUGAAAUGGAAAGAUGACCUUGAUGUAAAGGUCACUCUCAGCAAUGGCAAGCCUGUCCCAGCCGUUCUUUUAGCCAACAAGUCUGACCAGUCACGUGAGGGACUGCGUGCCCAGAUCCCAAAGCUUGAUACUUUCUGCAAAGAGAAUGGAUUUGUGGGUUGGUUCGAGACCUCUGCUAAGGAGAACACAAACAUCGAGGCAGCAGCUAAAUGUCUGGUGGAGCAAAUUUUAGCCCAGGAGGAGAACAUCAUCAGCGACACAGACCCAGAUGUGGUGGCCCUCCCUGGGUACAACAAUAACACUAAAGAACGGGUCCGACCUGGAUGUGAAAUGUGUUCUAAAUUUUGAAUGCAUGGAGUAGAUGAAAGAAGGGGAGGAGUUGAUCGUAUAUUUAAGGACUUUAAGCCACAAACAGUACAAUUUCUGUUUGAUUGACAAGAAUUUAAACUAAAUUUAUGCUGCACAAUAAUAUUAUGUGAUGCACAGUAUAGCUGUGUGUUGUUUACAUGUGCACACUGCAUUUGCAUUCAAGCACAAUUACGUGGUCUGAUGCAUUUCUUACUGUUUUGUAUGUUUUGUAACAGCCUUAAAGCAGGUGGUCGAUGCAAAUGUUAAAUAUUUAUCAAAGUGGUCUUGAUUCAGCUAAAACGCUCUUUGAAAAUAAAGGUGCUAAUGGAUUCUUUGCAAGAUGCCAUAGAAGAACCACUUUUGGUUUCUUUUGAGAACAUUUUAGUCAAAGAACCAUUUUUAUAGGCUGUAGAAUCUUUAUCCACUACAAAGAACCUUUGGUGCAAAGUGAAUGUUAAAGGUUCUUUAUGGAACAAUACAUCCUGACAAAUAAGCUUUAUAUAUAAGAGUGUAAGACUUAAAAUCUAUUAUGUGAACAUAUUUAGUGUGAUGCACAACUGUAGCUAAAUAGUACAUCUUGCAUUCCUAAUAAAACA